Clonostachys rhizophaga is the source of this 1134-nucleotide messenger RNA. The record is from the annotation of a GenBank genome assembly. NCBI's taxonomy places the organism in Eukaryota, Fungi, Ascomycota, Sordariomycetes, Hypocreales, Bionectriaceae.
AUGCCCAAGGAAGCAUAUCAUUUCCCUCUUCUACUCAACUUCACCCGCAUUAUGUCAAAUACCUCCUACUACUUUGGGCCCGACUGGAGUAACAGCAACUAUACUGAGAAGAUUGUUCCCCUCGCAAAUUUGCAAGAUGUGUUUCAUGAGACAUUACAUCCAUCUGGAUACCAUACUUUCUAUAAUGAGGCACCAAACCUAUUUGGUUUCCUCAGACUACGACAUUAUGAGUGUAUUGGGACUCAGGGAACCUUGCAAGCGGCAAGAAGAUUUGCAGAUCUGCCCCCUCGAUCUUCUUCAGUUGAAGAGAUAAUCUUACAUUGGUCUUGGUGCACAGCAGAUCUACUCAAGAAUAUGCUAGAUUCUUGCAGAGGGCUGAAGAAGCUUGAAUUUAGUCACCGCGAGUUCAAUGCAGCAGAUGGUGCCGCAAUAAUGCCCCGAGAUAUUCUUGAUGCAAUCUUGCCUCAUGCCAGCACACUUGAGAACCUUUAUCUCAAUCUGGAUGACUUUCAAGAUAAACAAGUGGAUAAUCCACAGAGGAUUCACAUGGGCACCGACCUUCGCCAAAUGCAUUCACUGAAGAGGCUUACAAUCGGCAUGCAGGAACUUCUUGGCAUCAAUGCAUCGGCGCUGUUCAACUACAAUGAAGCUGCUGGCCAGCUGCCGCCAAGUAGUCCUGCUCUCCUUGAUUGUAUUCCCGAGAACCUGGAAUAUCUCUUAAUUCAUUCUUGUGGAGGCGGGAUUAUCAUAGACCAAGUGCAUUGCCUGUUGCACGCUAUCACGCAGAGUGAGCGUUUCAACAAACUCACCUACUUCGGUAUAUUGUUCAAAGGCUGGCGAGAAGAUCUCCCAGCCACUGCGGGAUAUAUGACCAAUCACCCCGAUUUCAACAAUGACCUGGACGCUGUCGACGAAUACAAGUCCCUGGAAUUCGAUUUGGGGUUCCAGACAUACACUGCCUAUCACCAUGAUUGGACUUCCAAGUUCACGGAUAAUGCCAAUCGACCGAGCAAUUUAAUGUCUCGCAUUUACGCCCCACAUCUCCGAAAUCUUUACCGGGAGCGACGGAUGAAUUCCCAGUACGUGGAUGCUCAAUAUUCAUACAGCGAUGUGCCCAAUCCGUUCGAGGAUUAG